CAUUCCAUCCCCCCCCCCCCCCCCGCCGCUGCUCAGAGCGGCAGCACCGAGACACCGAGCGGCCGCACCGGCACCGCCACCGCCACCGGCACCGCCCCAGCCGGCCGCCAUGGCCGAGUACCGCAGCUUGCUGGAGGAGCUGGCCCAGAACAUUACGGCCGAGGACCUGGAGCAGCUGAAGUCGGCCUGCAAGGAGGACAUCCCCAGCGAGGAGAGCGAGGCCAUCGCCACCAGCCACCACUGGUUCUCCUUCCUGGAGAAGCACAGCAAGCUGGACAGAGACAACCUGUCGUACAUCGAGCACAUCUUCGAGAUCUCGCGCCGCCCCGACCUGCUGACCAUGGUGGUGCAGUACCGCACCCAGGUCCUCAAGAUCUCCGAGGAGGACGAGGUGGACACCAAGCUCACCCGCAUCCCCAGCGCCAAGAAGUACAAGGACAUCAUCCGGCAGCCCUCGGAAGAGGAGAUCAUCAAACUGGCCCCCCCGCCCAAGAAAGCCUGAGGGGGGGCGAGGAGGAGGAGGAGGAGGAGGAAGGCUGUGGGCCCCCCCCCCCAUGUCCCCCUGCCACCUCUCCGGCCCUGGGGCGUGGACAGGCGGGGGGGGGGCCGGCACGGUCACUAACAAAGUCUUAACGCCCCCCCCUCGAGUCGGGGCUGGGGGCUGGGCGGCUCUGCGUGUGCGUGGGUGUGCACGUGUGGGUGUGCGUGUGUUUGGGGGGGGGGGUGCGCGCGCUUCGCUAUUCCCAGGGGACCCCCAAGCCCUCACUGGGAGGGGGGACAACAGGAACAGGGAUCCCCCCCCCUGCCCAGUCCAUAGUUGUGGCUGGGGGGGGUACCAGGCACCGGGACCACCCCCCCACCCCAGUGUUGGGGGGGGGACAGGGCUGGGGACAGGGACCCAAGUGAGUGUCGUGGGGGGGACGAAGGACAGGGCACGUCAGGAGGGAGGUGAGCAGCAGGACUGGGGGGGGGGAGGCUUUGCUGACCCCCCCAGGCAGGAUGGAGGAUGGUGUGAGUUUGUCAGGCCUCAGCCCCACAGGGAGGGUGGGGGCACGUCUUCAGUGUGUGUGUCCCCCCCCCAGGGGCUGCAGUGGGUGGGGGGAUGAGGAGGUGAUGGCGGGGGGAGGCAGUGGGAGCCCCUGUGCAGGGUGGUGCUGUUCAAGGCGGGGGGGGGCAGACUCCCCCCGAGCAUUGGGGAAAUCAUUGUUGGAAGGACACACACACACCCCCCCCCCCCAACCCCACUUUGGUUGAGGGGGCAGAACUGGCAUCGCCCCCGAAACCAGCCAGAUUUGGGGGGGUGGGGGGGUGUCCUUCCAGCCUCCCCCAGUGCCACACUGGGAGGGAGGGGGCACCGGACUGGGAAAACAGGCACAGCCCCCAUUAGUGUGUGCGUGGGGG
Molecule: messenger RNA, 1401 nt
Organism: Grus americana (Whooping crane)
Lineage: Eukaryota; Metazoa; Chordata; Aves; Gruiformes; Gruidae
Gene: PEA15
Product: proliferation and apoptosis adaptor protein 15
Exons: 4
Coding region: 110-502 (130 amino acids)
Biological process (GO): MAPK cascade; regulation of apoptotic process
Molecular function (GO): protein binding
Source: RefSeq, a predicted model, not a curated record